Paraphaeosphaeria sporulosa is the source of this 1389-nucleotide messenger RNA. Its product is annotated as FAD/NAD(P)-binding domain-containing protein. The transcript is spliced from 2 exons. The coding region runs from base 1 to 1389 and encodes 462 amino acids. The record is from RefSeq and is a predicted model, not a curated record. Gene Ontology annotation, molecular function: electron-transferring-flavoprotein dehydrogenase activity; flavin adenine dinucleotide binding. Gene Ontology annotation, cellular component: cytoplasm. Lineage: Eukaryota; Fungi; Ascomycota; Dothideomycetes; Pleosporales; Didymosphaeriaceae.
AUGAGGUUGCAGGCUAUCUCGGAUGUCUUGAAUCCUAUCUCGCCCCUGGCGAACCUCUCGCUGUCGGCGCCUCAUCGCGUGCUGGUCAUUGGGUGCGCUUAUGGUGGACUCUCGGCUGUUGUUAACCUGCUCGACUGCGACAAAGGGAAGGCGCGGCAGAGCUACUACCCUGAUGCUCCUGAUUUUAAGGAGAAGAGGAGCAGGAACGGUGUAGAAAUUACAGUGCUCGAUGAGCGAGAUGGAUACUUCCACUCCGUCGGUGCACCUCUCGCACACACAGUUCCAAAGCACACUGUGAAUAUGUGGAAGCGUUUCUCACAGACGAACGAGCUCCGCUCGGAACGGAACCUAAAGUUCAAGCACGGUUCGCUCAAGCGUGUUGAUCCCGAGGCCAAGGUUGCCGAGUGGCUGGACCGCAGUGGGGAGACCCAACACCAAGCGUAUGACUACCUCAUCAUGGCCACUGGACUCAAGAGGCACUGGCCUGCUGUUCCCAAAUCUGGCUCAUACGAAGAAUAUUUGAAGGACGGCAAAGCUUUCGUCUCGAAGAUAGUGGGUGGUGACCCUAGGAAACCACAAGAAGGCCGAAGAGUUGUCAUUAUCGGCGCCGGAGCCGUGGGCAUUGAGUUCGCGGGCGAGAUCAAAUCUCACUAUCCCAGCAUCAAUGUUACGCUCAUCCAUUCUCGUGACCAGGUCCUCUCAUCUGAGCCGCUGCCUUCAGACGUGAAGGACAAAGUCAAGGAUAUACUCAUCGAGGAAGGCGUUGACGUCGUCACGGGGAGUCGGGCUGCUAUAACCGAGCUGCCUAGUGGAGAGUUCGAAGUCAAGCUUGCCAAUGGGAACGUUCUCAUCGCAGACUUCGUCAUCGACUCAACGCGGAAGGGCGAGCCAACGACAGAUCCCCUGCCAGAAGCGUGCCUGAACAAGGAUAAGGAGGUCAAAGUCAACCUAGAUCUUUCCUUCCAAGACACCAUCCCUAACGCUGCCUCGCACUUCGGUGUCGGCGAUGUUGUCGAAUGGUCCGGAAUAAAGCGCGCCGGCUCUGCCAUGGUCAUGGGUCAGACCGCUGCUCACAAUAUCUACGCUGCCAUCCUAAACUCAGAAAAAACACAUGGCUCGUCAGGAGAGCAAUACAAGCCCCUGAAGCUCAACAAGUGGGAGCCUGUCAUCGGUAUCGCCAUUGGCAAGCAGUGCCUCACGUGGGGCGCCGAAGCUGGCAUGAAGUAUGGCGUCGAAGUCAUGCAGGGCUACUUUGGCGACGACUUGGGAUGGGCGGGUAACUUGAAGUACAUAGGGCUGACAGACGUAGAGGAAGAGAAGGAGUCCCAAAAGCCAGAGGCUGUCAAGAUGGGCCCGGUGGGUGUGCAGGAGAUCAGUGCUGCGGCAUGA